GUUGACAUUUUCGUUUGAUAUUAGAAUAAGUACUCUUGUCUGCAGUAAGGAAUUGCGUGUAUUCGUGUAUACCAUCGAUUAAAAUCUCACACUUACUCACUCUUUCGAUUCUUCAGUUAAAAAUUGUCACAGUGGACCAGAAAAGUUUAUUUUUAAAUCUAUAUAGAAAAAUCUAUUUGUAAGAUGCCAAAUAUCAAACUACAAUCUUCCGAUAACGAAAUUUUUGAUGUUGACGUCGAAAUAGCAAAAUGUUCUGUCACGAUAAAAACCAUGUUGGAAGAUCUUGGCAUGGACGAUGAUGAAGAAGAAGUGGUUCCUCUACCCAACGUGAACUCCGCUAUCCUCAAGAAGGUCAUCCAAUGGGCUACUUACCACAAAGACGACCCUCCACUACCCGAAGACGAUGAAAACAAAGAAAAACGCACCGAUGACAUUUCGUCCUGGGACGCAGACUUUCUCAAAGUAGAUCAGGGGACUCUGUUCGAAUUAAUACUGGCAGCGAAUUAUUUAGAUAUUAAGGGGCUUCUGGAUGUCACAUGUAAAACUGUAGCAAAUAUGAUUAAGGGCAAGACUCCGGAAGAGAUUCGUAAAACAUUCAAUAUCAAAAACGAUUUCACAGCUGCCGAAGAGGAACAAGUCCGUAAAGAAAACGAAUGGUGCGAGGAGAAAUAAACUAUCUCAACAAAUUUAUUCUAAUCUCUAAUUUUUGUUCCAAAUUUAGUUAACAUGAAAAAUUACUUGUGAAUUUCCAAAACUUGUAUGUCCUUAGGACGGCUGUAUUUAUUUUCAUUUGAAUAGAACUAGCUAUAAAUAUGUUUCAUCAAUAUCUGGAAUGACUUGGGUGAUAUGGAACCGAAUGGUCACUUUCUCUAGCGUAAGGCAACUUCCUUAAGAACGUAGCAGAAAUUCAAUGAAUGCACUGUACUGUUCUUAGUAAUGUAAAAUAAUGACAUGUAUACAUACUACCACUGCUAAUGAUUAAGGCCGUGUUUGCAAAUAAAGUUUUAAAAUGUA
Molecule: messenger RNA, 1014 nt
Organism: Danaus plexippus (monarch butterfly)
Lineage: Eukaryota; Metazoa; Arthropoda; Insecta; Lepidoptera; Nymphalidae
Gene: SkpA
Product: S-phase kinase-associated protein 1
Exons: 2
Coding region: 184-672 (162 amino acids)
Biological process (GO): SCF-dependent proteasomal ubiquitin-dependent protein catabolic process
Cellular component (GO): nucleus; cytoplasm
Molecular function (GO): cullin family protein binding
Source: RefSeq, a predicted model, not a curated record